AUGUGCCAUUCACGCAGGAGCAGGUGGACUGGAUCGUCGAACUCCGCCGGCGCAUGCCGAAGAGGCCGAAGUCGGGUCUGUGGGAACAUCAUCCGCACCUCUGCCUGCCGCUGGCCAGGCGACUCCUCGCGGAGCGCGAAAGGCGACAGCCGGUCGCGCCAGCUCCCUCGCAGGCUCCAGAGAGCGCGCCACAAGAGCAGGCGGGCGAGGAGGCGACGCAACAUGAGGCAAACCGCCCAGAUGUCGGUGACACUGCAGCGUCAGCCGCCGCAGCAGCCGCAGCCGCAGCUGCCGCAGCAGCCGCAGCCGCAGCCACAGAGCUCAAGCGCAAGGUUGAGGAGCGUGCGAAGCAGCACGCGGCCAAAGAGGACGCCGGCAUCCCCAGCAAGCGGCGGGGCAUGGGCAAGCAGCGGCGCGCGGCGCUGGCCAAGCGCAAGGAGGCCGCGGCGAAUGCCGCCGGCGGCCCCGCCAAGGGGCCUCAGCAGCCCGUGCAGGAGCGGCACAUCGGGCGGCUGUUCAGCCUCCUGCCCUGCAGGCAGGGCUUCGAGGCGGUGCAUAUUACUGGCACCCUGA
Molecule: messenger RNA, 573 nt
Organism: Auxenochlorella protothecoides
Lineage: Eukaryota; Viridiplantae; Chlorophyta; Trebouxiophyceae; Chlorellales; Chlorellaceae
Exons: 2
Coding region: 1-573 (190 amino acids)
Source: RefSeq, a predicted model, not a curated record